AUGGACAACUACGCUUCCACUACUGUCAGUGUUUUGCCAAGACUUCAUCCAACCCGAAAAGCAUGGAUAAACUUUGAGUGGGCUUUUUCUAAUGUCCCAGCAUUAAAAAAGGACGAUCCAUACCUGUUUGUAUGUACUUUUGCCAAUCCAUACGCAGGUUGUAUAUUCAAGCUUUUUCACAAUCCUACACUCGAGUCUUCUUUCCUUGAGAUUUCGAAUUACGAUAGACUCGUCCAAAGGAAUGUUUCUAUCUCUGCGAUACAACCAGUCGAGCUAAGCCAUGUCGAGUUGUGUGUAUCACUCGAUAUAUCGACGAACGUGGAUGCACUCCUUAGGUUGUAUCGCGAGGAAAGAAUUCCUUUGAAAAAUGGAGAAUUUCUUUCGGAUGAUGUUCAGGUCGUUCAGUGUAUUCCUGUAACGCAAGGUUACAUUACAUUCCAUACCCAAAUAAAAAAGUGUGUUGUACCUGAAGUAAAACCUUUGCUUUCCUUUGAAGACCUGUCAUUGCUUUUUACCAAAAAACUGUCUCCUACACUUAUUUCCAAUGAACUUUUAAUUGAAAAUAUGGACAUAUCUACGGAAUCCGAUUGUUCCCUAGCAAAUUGCUAUAAUGCUUUUCUGCAUCCUGUGACGCUGUCUUCGCAAAGAAAGAGAAAGGAUUCUUGGAUAAAGCUUAGUACAUGCCUUGGUAAGUUUAUUUAUGCCAAAGCUAUUCCUACGUGCGAUGUUGCUGAAAACGCCAUCCGGGUAUCUCCAACCCUUUCUUCGUUAUUUAGAGAGAACGAGACACAUUGUAUCCUAAAUGUGGAUCCCCCAGUAGUUGUUUCGGCGAAAAAGAUCAGAUUAAAAUGUAUUUAUCUUCCUUUCCAGUUCGACGCUACUUUACAGCAAAAAGUUUGGGAUUUCGCGCGGGAAGCAUUGUUCCAUGGAAGUGAAUUAUGCCGCAAUACUAUGUUCACCUUCUACAUAGAUAAAAAGUCACAUUUUUUUUAUGAUUCUCCUGCUGUUUUAGAGGAGCAUUCACAGUUCGUUUGGUUCGUAUUGGAUGAGGUUGACGCUCCAGCGGGAGAAAUCUACUAUGUUGAUCAUUCUACUGUGAUUGAAUUUGAUAUGAAUAGGACCUCAAACUUUCUCCCAUUUUUAAAUAAAAGAUUCCUUCCGUUCAUUGCAACGAAUCAGGUAUCUCGAAAGCUGCACAAUAUGCUAAAAGCCCUUUAUUUGCAUCCCCAACCGCCAGUGCGUUACCCAUUUUAUAUGAUUUCAGGAUGGGGAAUUUUGGAAUUGAAUGAAGUUGUCUCGUGUAUUUCUUCCAACUUGGGUGUUCCGUUGUUUUCGGUUUCAUGUUAUGACCUUGUUGAUUUGGACAGAAAAAAAGUUGGUUCGAAAGUAACUGAAUUUUUGAAGCCUUUGACUCGUCAUCCAUACGGACUUAUCCUUAUUAGAGAUCUAAACAUCUUAAAUUUACCAACUGACGGCUCCAUUAAUAAUGCCAAUCCAAAAUUGAUUACGAUAUUUAAAGAGACGUUGGAUAUGUUUCAUAAUAACCGGUUCGCUCUUGUGGGAGUUGCCGCAAAUACUGAAACCAUUCCUGAGGAAGUUAUGGCUGAAUCUUUUUACGAAUUUACGCUUUCGAAUUUUAAUGAUGAGGAAAGACUGGAACUUUUAAGAGUCCUAUCUAAGAACUUUCACGUUGAGAAUAAAGUUAAUUUGGUUGACAUAUCAAAAGCAACGAGUGCGUUUUCUUUACAUGAAUUAAGUGCUUUGUUUGAAACUUCAUUACUUAGGACCAUAAGGCGUCUCAGACAAAACUAUACUGAUUUCUCGAUACAUUGUUCUGGUCCUGUUAUAACCCAGGAUGACAUUUACAAAGAAAUUGAUAUCUACAGAAAAGAAUGCGUAAAUGGCGAUUUCAAAAUCCCAAAAGUAAAAUGGGAAGACGUUGGAGGUCUAGAGGAAGCAAAAAAUAUUUUGAAAGAUACAUUGCAACUGCCUUUAUUAAGGCCGGAGCUAUUCGGCAAAGGUGUAAACAUUCGAGGUGGUGUUUUAUUGUAUGGACCCCCAGGAACAGGAAAAACAUUACUGGCUAAAGCUGUAGCCACGGAGCUCUCUUUAAGUUUUUUGAGUGUAAAGGGGCCUGAACUUCUGAAUAUGUACGUCGGUGAAUCAGAAGCCAACAUGCGUGAAAUCUUUACAAAAGCCAAAAAUGCGGCACCUUGUAUAAUUUUUUUUGACGAACUGGAUUCAGUCGCCCCGAAAAGAGGAAAUUCUAGCGAUAGUGGGAACGUCAUGGAUAGAAUUGUUAGUCAACUCCUAGCAGAACUUGAUUCAGUUCAUAAGUCGAACAAGUUUGUAUUUGCUAUCGGGGCCACCAACCGACCAGAUCUGCUCGAUCCUUCACUUCUUCGUCCAGGGCGGUUCGAUAAGAUGGUAUAUCUUGGAAUUAACUCUACUAUAAAUGCUCGUGAGAAAGUUCUUCAGACCAUCAGCAGAAAAUUCAAGUUAGAUAAAGACGUCAAUCUCUACGACAUUGCAAAACAAUGCACAAAUAAUUUUACGGGAGCUGACCUUUAUGCUCUGUGUGCAGAUGCUCUCUCCCUAGCUUUAAAACGAAAAACUGCAGAGGUAGAAGAGAAGGUUAAAAGCUCAAGUACGUAUGCUUCUGUUGAGGACUUCUUACAAUAUCAUGAUGGACAGGAUGUUCUUGACCUACGAAUCCAACACUUUGAUUUCGAAAUCGCGCUGCAAAAGCUAAACCCCAGCGUAUCAGAAUCAGAACUGGAACACUACGAUCGUUUGAAAGAACAGUUUCAAAAUGAUUACAAAGGAACUGGGUACAAGAUGAGUACAUAG
This is a messenger RNA of Schizosaccharomyces osmophilus, 2850 nucleotides long. It is a transcript of the gene pex6, whose product is annotated as peroxin-6 ATPase subunit. The record is from RefSeq and is a predicted model, not a curated record. Gene Ontology annotation, cellular component: peroxisomal membrane; cytosol. Gene Ontology annotation, molecular function: ATP hydrolysis activity; ATP binding. Lineage: Eukaryota; Fungi; Ascomycota; Schizosaccharomycetes; Schizosaccharomycetales; Schizosaccharomycetaceae. The transcript is spliced from 2 exons. Bases 1 to 2850 code for a protein of 949 amino acids. Gene Ontology annotation, biological process: protein import into peroxisome matrix.